Messenger RNA from Dujonia railenensis, 504 nucleotides. The record is from the annotation of a GenBank genome assembly. Lineage: Eukaryota; Fungi; Ascomycota; Pichiomycetes; Serinales; Debaryomycetaceae.
AUGGCAGUAAAAUCAACUGCCCAAAAACGUCUCCUCAAAGAAUAUCAACAGCUCGCCAGAGAUCCCCCACCGGGUAUAGUGGCAGGCCCCAUUUCGGAAGAUAACCUUUUCCACUGGGAGUGUCUUUUAGAGGGACCCUCAGAUACCCCAUACGAAAAUGGAGUUUUCCCAGCGUCACUUAAAUUCCCACUGGACUACCCAUUGAGCCCUCCAGUAUUGAAAUUUGAACCACCAUUGCUACACCCCAAUAUCUACGCUGAUGGAACCGUGUGCAUAUCGAUUUUACAUGCUCCAGGUGAGGAUCCCAAUCAGUACGAGCGCCCUGAAGAACGUUGGUCACCCGUGCAAAGCAUAGAGAAAAUCUUAUUGAGCGUAAUGUCCAUGCUUGCAGAGCCCAAUAUCGAAAGUGGUGCGAAUAUCGAUGCAUGCAAGCUUUGGAGAGACAGUAGAGACCAGUACAAUAAGCAAAUUAGAGAUCAUGUCAGAAAAUCAUUGGGCUUAUAA